AUGCCCCUCCCGGCAGUCCAGAGCCCCCCACUCCUAGGGAAGGGGUUGCUAGCCCGUCUGAGCAGUCUCACUCUGCAGGUGGACAAGGCCAGCCCACGGGGGCCUCAUUCCCCGCACUGUCCCCUCCAGGUGUUCUUCAGCGGUGCCAACGUCCGGCAGGUGGACGUGCCCACACUGACUGGGGCCUUCGGCAUCCUGGCGUCCCAUGUGCCCACCCUGCAGGUCCUGCGGCCGGGGCUGGUGGUAGUCCACGCCGAGGAUGGCACCACCUCCAAGUACUUUGUCAGCAGUGGCUCCGUCACCGUGAACGCUGACUCCUCCGUGCAGCUACUGGCCGAGGAGGCCGUGACCCUCGACAUGCUGGACCUGGGCGCAGCCAAGGCCAACCUGGAGCGGGCGCAGGCGGAGCUGUCGGGGGCCGCGGAUGAGGCCAGGCGGGCCGAGGUCCAGAUCCUCAUUGAGGCCAACGAGGCCCUGGUGAAAGCCCUGGAGUAGCCGUGCGCGUCCCGCCGGGGCGGUGUAACCAGUCCAGUGUGGGGACAUAGGGCCCAGGCGGGGACCCCUCAUUUCCCCAUGCCCCAGCCCGACAGGCCAUUUGCUGCCGGCCACCCAUAGGGCCUGCCGCUGGACCAGCCAAGAACGCCCGUCCCGGCCUGCACCCCCAUUAAAGACCAGGAAGUCUGCCCGGUGUA
Messenger RNA from Tupaia belangeri chinensis (Chinese tree shrew), 692 nucleotides. It is a transcript of the gene ATP5F1D, whose product is annotated as ATP synthase F1 subunit delta. Lineage: Eukaryota; Metazoa; Chordata; Mammalia; Scandentia; Tupaiidae. Bases 1 to 495 code for a protein of 164 amino acids. Gene Ontology annotation, molecular function: proton-transporting ATP synthase activity, rotational mechanism. The record is from RefSeq and is a predicted model, not a curated record. Gene Ontology annotation, biological process: proton motive force-driven ATP synthesis. The transcript has 5 exons.